This is a messenger RNA of Brassica oleracea var. oleracea, 767 nucleotides long. RefSeq names its product probable disease resistance protein At1g12290. The record is from RefSeq and is a predicted model, not a curated record. The transcript is spliced from 2 exons. Bases 63 to 575 code for a protein of 170 amino acids. Lineage: Eukaryota; Viridiplantae; Streptophyta; Magnoliopsida; Brassicales; Brassicaceae.
UCAAAGAGGUAUGUAUAAGAGAUGUUAGAGAAGAAGCAUACAAAACACUUGUUUUGCCAACGAUGGAGCGUCUCAGUAAGCUCAUCAUAAGGAGCUGUGAUAUAUCUGAGAUAGAGAUUGGGAGGACGCCAUGGGACAUUAUUCUGACUAGGACAAGACUGAGAAACCUCACAAGUGUGAUUAUAACUGGCUGCAAUGGACUAAAGGAUCUGAUGUGGUUGUUGUUUGUUCCUAACCUUACUCAUCUCGAGCUUCAGUGUUUGGAGAAGGUAGAAGAGAUCAUAAGCGAGGAGAAAGUUUCAAGUAGUAUAACAGAUGAGCCGAAAGCGCGAGGUAUGAAUACUCCUUUUCAGAAGCUUGAGAGGCUUGAGUUGAUCAACUUACCGAGGUUGAAGAGAAUCUACUGGAGUCCUCUGCUCUUCCCUUGUUUGAAGAAGAUUGUAGUAGAAAAGUGUCCAAAGCUGAGGAAGCUUCCACUCAGCAUUAAGAGUUGUGUUGGUGGUGGUGAAGAACUUGUUAUAAACUACAGAGAUGAUCAGUGGUUUAAAAGGGUUCGAUGGGAAGAUAGCCACUAAAGACCGUUUCUUACCUUGCUGUGAAAAGCUCCUGACCUCGUACUCAGAAGGCAACAGCUCGUGAAGCAAGCCAGUUUCCAGCAAAAAUCGAUACUGUUUGUGUUUACUAUCCUUAUGAGUCGUCUUUUAUUUGUAUUAUAGUGUGCUAUAGUCUGUGGCUUGAUAUGGAAUGGAACAGAGUCAUAUUUCAUC